Molecule: messenger RNA, 438 nt
Organism: Schistocerca americana (American grasshopper)
Lineage: Eukaryota; Metazoa; Arthropoda; Insecta; Orthoptera; Acrididae
Exons: 2
Coding region: 57-422 (121 amino acids)
Source: RefSeq, a predicted model, not a curated record
GGCACACACCGUGAUCCAACACGUUCCUAGCCGACACACAAUUUCAGCAAGCCAAUAUGAAAGCCGUGCUCGCCGUGGUGAUCCUGGGCGCGGCAGCCGCCGCCUUUGCUACUGCAGUGCCCACCAAUCCCAGCACCGGGCAGCAUCGCCACCAAGACCAGCCUAACGAGAGACGCGAUAUCGGAGUGGGGGAUGUGAACUUCGGCCGUGAGAGCUUCAACCCCAACGUCAAUGUAAAUAACAAGCAUUAUCCUUCACCAGGUGCAUCCAGCGACUCUGGAGUGGGUAGGGUGAACUUCGGCGUUGGCAGCUUCAACCCCAACGUCAAUGUAAACAACACUGCCUACCCCCCUGUUCACGUACCCAUCGGAACCUACCACCCUCUGCCCUGUAACAAGCAGCGAACUCCCGUCUGUCAAUAAACUCAGCUAUAUCUAA